CUGCUGUGCUAACACUGAGCUGCAGGCCUUCAGAGGAAGUUGAUUCGCUGUUAGCUAUUCGGCUAAGUUGCUAAGAACUCGAAGUAAACAAUCUGCGAUGUGAGCAGGAGAUUCAAGCACGAGACAAAGCAGCUUGUUUUCCGCCAUGAAGGAAGACAAAGAGAACACUCGACCGAAAGAGAGAAAAGUGGAGAUAAGGUGCGAGGAUGGAGAAAAGACGGAGAGGCCAAAGGAAAAGAAAGAGACCAUGACAAAGAUUGUGAUCAGGCGAUUACCACCAAGUCUGACGAAGGAGGAUCUGGAGGAGCAGCUGCAGCCGCUGCCAGAGCUGGACUACAUGGAGUUUUUCUCCAGUGACACCAGCCUUUACCCGCACCUCUUUGCCCGGGCUUACCUCAACUUCAGAAAUCAAGAGGAUAUCGUCCUGUUCAGGGAUCGAUUUGAUGGAUAUGUGUUCAUUGACCACAGAGGACAGGAGUAUCCUGCCAUCGUAGAGUUUGCCCCCUUCCAAAAAACUGCCAAGAAAAGAGUCAAGAAGAGGGAUGCAAAAUGUGGAACGAUUGAAGAAGAUCCAGAUUACAAAAAGUUCCUGGAAUCUUACAACGGAGACGAAGAGAAGUUGACGUCAACACCUGAGACUCUGCUGGAAGAGAUCGAGGCAAAGUCGAAGGAACUUGUUGCAAAGAGAACAACUCCUCUGCUGGACUUCCUGAAAAAUAAGCAGAGAAUCAGGGAGGAAAAGAAGGAAGAGAGAAGGAGGCGGGAGCUUGAACGAAAGCGUGUGCGGGAUGAGGAGCGACGCAAGUGGCGGGAGGAGGAGAGACGGAAGCGCAAGGACACUGACAAGAUGAAGAGGCUCGACAAACCGCUGGAGAAAGACAAGGACCAAGUUAAAGAAGAGCCAAAAAUUAAGCUCCUGAAGAAACCAGACAGAGGCGAUGACGCUGAUGCGGAGAAGCACAAGGAAAAGGCAAAGAAACCAGAGAAGCCAAAUAAAGAGGACCGACCCAUGGGGAACCAUGAAUAUAAGAGGCGUCAGAACAUUGAGAAUAAGGAAGACCGAGGAAGGAAAGGAGACGAUGACGGCCGGAAGGAGUUCAGGGAGCGUGACACAGAUCGUGACAGAGAACGGGAGAAGGAGCGGCGGCAGAGAGAGAAGGAGCGCAUCAGGCGUCAGGACGAAGAUCGGCGGAGGAGGAGGGAACGACAGGAUGGAGAGAACUCGUGCAGGAAGCGGGACGACGAGGGGAAAAAAGAGAGGGAGCGUGGCUUUGAGAAGAAAAAGGGCGAAAACCAUGUAGACUCCGGUCACACCGAGAGGCCGGAGAAGCUCGCCAGAGACAAGCGGGAGGAAGGCAACAAAAGAGAGCGAAUGCGAAAUAAAGACCGCCCCGCUAUCCAGCUGUACCAGCCAGGGGCCAGGAACCGCAAUCGACCUGCAGGAGGAGGAGAAUCCAACUCCGCCGACAGGAAGCCAGACACUGAGACCAAGAAAGUGGCAGACAAGGGAGAUGACUGAGCAGAUUUGUACUUGUGGCAUUUUAAGUUUGGUGACGAGAGGAGAGAUCGAUCUGUGAGGCUCGGAGCAGUGAUGUGAUGCCUCAGGGCAUCGACUGCGCUGCAGAAGAUGCAGGGCUACAUCUGGCUCUCCCAGUCUCAGAGGCAGGAGUGAUGCUGGAGUCUCUUAGGGCCUGAAUGUGGCCCUCUGUUAGUUUAAUUUGUUAGGAACAGAAACAGUAAGCCUUGAGGAGUUUGGCUGCAGGGCACGUUAGGUGAAGCCAAAGUUUUCUCUGAAAUCGUGAACUCAAAGUGACCUUAUUUCAGUAUUGUUUCUCUGAUGGACACCUAACCACAACAUUGGCUUUUAAUUUGCUUAUCCAUAUCCCACCCAAUCACUCUGUCAACUCUGCCAAACUCAUUAAUAUUGUUUCUGCAGUGUCUGUGCAGUGAAUCUUGAGAGAGAUUUCUGUUGUAGCGUUUGCAUUUUCUGUUUGAAGUGCACACAUGGACAUUAUCUUACUCUCCCUGCAGAGUUUGACAACCCUCAUGUGUGCAGAUCUUUUACUGAAACGUUCCUUGGUCUUUAACUCUAGUCUCACAGGCACAAUAAAGAAACCGAAGUUGACACAUUCAUACAGUUACUGAGGAGAAAUAGCCAUUUCUGACCUGACUGCUGUGUAACACCCAUAUGCCUGCAUGCAGACUUCAGUCUGAGUGAUCAACCUAUGGCCUUCCCCCCUUUUUCUAAUCUGAAUCUGCCUCUAAUCUGAAUCUGCCUCGAAACAUUAAUCUGUGAUGCACUCAACUGAAGACAGCAUGGAAACAUAUCAGUGCUGGUGAUGCUAAUAUCAUGCUAACAUACAGGAGCUACUUCUGACUGGAAAUAAAAGGCCUUUGUUAAA
Molecule: messenger RNA, 2402 nt
Organism: Hippoglossus stenolepis (Pacific halibut)
Lineage: Eukaryota; Metazoa; Chordata; Actinopteri; Pleuronectiformes; Pleuronectidae
Gene: upf3b
Product: UPF3B regulator of nonsense mediated mRNA decay
Exons: 10
Coding region: 146-1519 (457 amino acids)
Biological process (GO): nuclear-transcribed mRNA catabolic process, nonsense-mediated decay; positive regulation of translation
Cellular component (GO): cytoplasm; nucleolus
Molecular function (GO): mRNA binding
Source: RefSeq, a predicted model, not a curated record